CUGUGUUGACGUGACGGGCGACGGCAGAGCUUGACUCUUUGGAUUGACUGGGAUUGACGGUCUGGCUGUGACCUGUCUAAGUGUCUAGCUAGGAUUUUAUUCUAAACUCUCAAGUGAAAUGUGUUCAAAAUCUACAAAUCUUAUUUUGGACUGAAUAAUAAACAAAUUUUUGUGAGAAAACUCGUUGUGUACCUAUGAAUUUCGUUAUCUCUUUCUCAUCAAAUAUUGUUUUCAUUCUCAAACAUGCAGUCCGGAGUAUGUUUAAUUUUAAACCUAGAAUGAAUUUAGUGAUAUAAAUAUGUGAAUUUUUAGUGAAAAAAUUAGACAAUAAUUCAUUCAUGCCUCGUGUCCUUACUCAAAUCAGAGAAAAAAUUAAAUUUGAUCAAGAGUGCUGUUUAUAUGUACGCAGCGGGAAUGACAAUAAUGGCAGUUUCUGUUGGGGAAAUAUGCGAGAAUACCAAAUUGGCCAGGGAAAUGGCACUAAUGGGGAACUACGAAUCGGCUCUCGUCUACUAUGAAGGGACAGUUCAAAUGAUACACAGGCUUCUAAUCACAAUAGCGGACCCCACACGGAAAUCGAAGUGGCAAUUGGUUCAGAAACAAAUGGCACGGGAAUACGAGCAGCUCAAGGCGACGGUCGCGACGCUACAGGUGUUUCAGCACGACGGAGAGAAGGCGAUCACACCUCUCAGUGGAAACUAUGAGGACAUGCCGACCCGGGACCAGAUGUGGGCGCCGGCACCGCACGAGAUCGACCCCGACGUGUGGCCACCGCCGCCCGAUAGAGAUCCUCACGCCUGGCCCUCUCCCACCACAGUUGACCACAAUUCCAGAAAUAUCCCACCAUUGAAAUCAGCACGAAAUAAUCCACGGAACCAGCGCACGGCCGAUGUCAAGAAACCCACCGCCAGAACAGCGACUACCUCACAACGAAGACCGUCAGACAUCAAAAAUCCUAAAAACAAUACCAAUAAAACACACAGUGCAAAAUCAAAGGACGGCAAUAAUAAAGAGAACAACGGUAAAGACAAGCAAGACAGAGACAACAACAACGGAGACACCGAUGAUGAGAAGCAUAAAGAAGACGAGAGGAGAUUUGAGCCGUCGUCUGCGGCGGAUACUGACCUAGUCGAUAUGUUAGAAAGAGAUAUAGUACAAAAGAACCCGAGCAUUCGAUGGGACGACAUCGCGGACCUGUCGGAAGCCAAGCGGUUGCUGGAGGAGGCGGUCGUGCUACCCAUGUGGAUGCCGGACUUCUUCAAGGGAAUCCGUCGACCAUGGAAGGGUGUGUUGAUGGUGGGUCCGCCAGGCACUGGCAAGACCAUGCUAGCGAAGGCGGUCGCCACGGAGUGCGGAACCACGUUCUUCAACGUGUCGUCAUCAACGCUCACCUCGAAAUAUCGGGGCGAGUCCGAGAAGUUGGUGCGGCUGCUGUUUGAGAUGGCGCGGUUCUACGCCCCGAGCACGAUCUUCAUCGACGAGAUCGACUCGCUGUGCUCGCGGCGCGGCUCCGACAGUGAGCACGAGGCCUCACGCCGGGUCAAGUCCGAGCUGCUCGUGCAGAUGGAUGGCCUCUCCUCCACCAGCGACGAACCCGCCAAGGUAGUCAUGGUAUUAGCUGCAACAAACUUCCCGUGGGACAUCGACGAAGCGUUACGGAGGCGUCUGGAGAAGAGGAUAUAUAUCCCGCUACCCACUCAGGAGGGGCGGGAGGCGCUACUGCACAUCAACCUGAAGGAGGUCAAGGUCGACCCAGAGCUAGACCUCAAGGUCAUUGCGAAGAAGCUGGAUGGAUAUUCGGGGGCAGAUAUCACUACUGUCUGCAGAGAUGCCGCUAUGAUGUCUAUGCGGCGGAGGAUAGCGGGCCUGAAGCCGGAACAAAUUAAGCAGCUCGCUAAGGAAGAAGUGGACUUGCCGGUCACCAAGGCCGACUUCAUGGAAGCAUUGUCCAAGUGUAAUAAGUCUGUGUCCAAGGGAGACAUCCAGAAAUACCUCACGUGGAUGGCAGAGUUUGGCUCCUCCUGAUCUAUGUAAAAUAGCUGUUAAGGAUCACACACACCAUACAAUUCCUCUGCGGCUUACUUAAUAAUAUAACGUAUAUCUUUAUUCCAGAUAAAAUUGAAAAUAAAUAUUUCAAUACAGAUACGCCAACUCUAACAUUUAAUUCUAAUUUCUAAUUAUUAAAAUCCAUUGUAUAGUAUAAUCCAACAUUUGGUUAGUACCUAACAUAAGUGAGCAUCACAUCAUCUAUAUCAAGGAUUUACUUGUUUUUAUCAAAGGAACUUCUUUGAAUUUUUUUUUGUUAUUUGCUUAAAUUUUAUUGUUUUAAUAAGUCAAUUAUCUUACAGUUAUAGGCGUUUACUAAUAAAUUUUUAUAGUAAUAAGUUUAGUAAUGAUAGUAAGUUUUUCAUAAUUUUAUUAAGCAAUAUGCAUGCAUGUAUAAUAUCAGUUGAGUCAAACUCAUACUAACUCAGCCGCCGCGCAAGUUGUGUGGUGUGUGCACGCCUUUAUGAUAAGUAUUAUACAGAGCUCAAUAGCAUCCAUUCAUAGCUUCCUAUUUUAUUUAAAAUAUUGUUAACUUGCGGGGAACUCACAUGUUCCUUAAAGAUUAACAGUCAUUUUAUAAUUCCACUACUGUUCCACCAUUCAUUCCAAUAAGUUAUGAGUAAAACGCUAUCGUGCUCUGUGUAUAGCAGAAUCAAUACUACGUACUAUGGCGAUAAAUUUGAAGUAGCAUUAUUUGCAUUUAUUUGACAACGUAUUUUUUUUUAUAUUUAUAUACUUAUUAGAAUAUUUCAUACUGUAAUAAAUUCCUACUUUCAAAUACUUCGCCAUGUUGCGUAGCGUUAUACUUCGAUUUUAAAUAAUAAAAUUGCCUUAUAGAGUUAGACACGAGAUGGACGGCGUCAGUAUUAAUAAUUAAAAUAUUAGUUGCAUAUCAAAUGUUCACUGUUGGGAAUUGAACCGAUUGAAUUCUGUAAAUAUAGAAAAAAAAAUGUCUUUCACCCCCACUACACAGCACAAAAUAGAUUUUAAUAUAAAUGGAACAAAAUAAAUAAACAAUUACUUAAUUCACCAUUUUGUUUUGAUGAUACGCCAAAACUGACAUCUGUUGUAAUUAUUAUAGACCAGCCACAACCACUUGAGAAUAUCAAUAUUAUAAAUAUAACGACAUAGACAAUGAAAGUGUCUCAAAAUUAACGCACUAUUUGAUGUAAAUACAAAGCAACAAUUUUUUGAGACAACAUAUCAUAUUGAUAUGUAUAUAUGUUUAUGGUAUGCAGUCCAAUCAUUAUUCAAUGAAUGAAUAUCUCAAUGACCCUCUUUACAAUAAUUGUCAAAGUUUUAUAAUAAUUCCUUCUUUAUCGAAAUAGCUAAGUUAUAAUUAUGACAUAAUUACCAAACUGGUGUUCCAUUUUUACUAAGCUUAAACCAUUAUCUGUUAAUUUUUUUUAUAUUUUAUUAUGUGACCAUGGAUGCUAGUCCUUCAGUAGGAUUAAUUAAAUUUAUUUAAAUAGGGUAAUCCUAGACAUCGGCUUGCACGAAUAUUGAUUAAUUCAAAUCUUGUGAUAAUUUUGAGACACCCUUUUAGUUAAUUUAGACAAUUUUGAAAAUGCAACCAAGCAAGAUCUGUCACAUUUCGUAUUAUUAAUAUAUUUAAAUUCCUAAAUCGUGAUGUUUGUACUUAAUUUAUUUUAUAAUGAGAUUCAACGUUUAGAUAAUAAAUUUAAUGCCAUAAAUAAUUUUUAAAUGUAUGUUUAUGAAUAGAUUGUUUUUAUAAUUUCUCCAGUAUGUUUUUUAUUGAUGAUAAAAUGAUACAUACAUUCUGCUCAAUUAAAAUUUUAUAUGCGUGAGAAUAGUAUUAUGUAAGAUAUCUACUAACAGCAAUAAAUUAAUAAAUCUAUCCUCGGUUUGUAUUAAACUUAUGACUAUAGAAAGACGAAAUCACUCAUAUUAAUUACAUAGAGAAUCAUAUAAUAUCUUAAUUAAUAUUAAGAUUUGAAUUGGUAUAAUUGUAAUGAGAAGUAACUGAAGAGGAUAUUUUUGCAUCAUUUGUCAUUUCUGUAUAACGAAAAUAAAAACAUUUAAAGUA
Molecule: messenger RNA, 4093 nt
Organism: Leptidea sinapis
Lineage: Eukaryota; Metazoa; Arthropoda; Insecta; Lepidoptera; Pieridae
Gene: Kat60
Product: katanin p60 ATPase-containing subunit A-like 1
Exons: 10
Coding region: 400-2025 (541 amino acids)
Biological process (GO): microtubule severing
Cellular component (GO): microtubule cytoskeleton
Molecular function (GO): ATP hydrolysis activity; microtubule severing ATPase activity; ATP binding
Source: RefSeq, a predicted model, not a curated record